CCGGUUCCAGUUCGAGACCAGGGUCACAGUUUGGAACGCGGCCACCGAGCUCCAUGAGACGUCUCGGAGGCAGGGGAGGCGACAGAAGGAAAGGGGUUAAUUUUGAGAGAGAGUCGGGAGGUGAUGGGAGGGGGAGAGAGGGAGAGGGGGAGGGAGGGGAGGAGGGAGAUGAAAACGACAAGAGAAACAGGCGAAGAAGAAGAAGAGGGAGAGAGGGAGAGGAUGAGGAAGACGACUGCGAAGGUGGAAGAUAUAGGAACGGGUAUGGUCAAGAAGGAGACGAUUUAGAAGCAGCGAAAAGUGGUUCACUCGGCGAUCUAAUGAGGUUCAAAUCAAAGAAGAGAGACGAUGUCAAGGUUCUCAAAGCCACGCUGAAGGAGCUGAAAGACAUCGAUCCUCUGGAUUACCUCGCACGAUACUGCAUCAUAGACCAGCAGAAAGUCCCUCACUACCGCAGGGUAUACUGACAAUGUUGACAGAGACUGAAGACGAUGAAAUCGACAUUCUCGAAUUGGAUUUCGCUCUCAAGGCCGUGAACUUUGACCUGAUAUCGGACAGCGAACUCUCGUAUGUAAACUCUGUGCUGGAGAUUGCCGGACGACACAAACUCAAUUUCCGCUUCUUCUGCCUCAUUGCUGCUCUGUCGGAGAAGGUCGUUGCUCUUGAUGAUAUGGUGAAGAGACUCAUUAACAAGAUGGAUUUCGAGGCUCUGGAGGUCAAGUUAAAGAAAUGCAAGGAACUGUUCUACUUGUUGGCCGACUCGGAGCACGAGAGGGUGGAGCAAGGGGGUGUGGUCACAGUCUCUAGUUUAGCAGUAGAGUUACAAGCAGGUGGACUGACCCAGGAACAUGUGGAGUACGUGUGUGAUCACAUGAACCACGAAGAUCGCGGUCUGGUGGAAUUUCUGGAUUAUCUCACCUACGUUCCGCUCUUUGUCGAAAUACACGACAACAUCUACGAUAAUCCGUUAGACUUCACCAGAACUAAAUGACGUAUUUUUCAGCUCGUUUUUACUUGUUUUUGUUUACUUAUCAGUCGUCUUUGUUUUGUUUACAUGAUUAUGACGGUGGUUAAAAGUAGUCUCAUUGAUG
Messenger RNA from Geodia barretti, 1091 nucleotides. Lineage: Eukaryota; Metazoa; Porifera; Demospongiae; Tetractinellida; Geodiidae. The record is from the annotation of a GenBank genome assembly.